Molecule: messenger RNA, 4330 nt
Organism: Zingiber officinale
Lineage: Eukaryota; Viridiplantae; Streptophyta; Magnoliopsida; Zingiberales; Zingiberaceae
Product: auxin response factor 17-like
Exons: 14
Coding region: 1337-4111 (924 amino acids)
Biological process (GO): response to hormone; regulation of DNA-templated transcription
Cellular component (GO): nucleus
Molecular function (GO): DNA binding; protein binding
Source: RefSeq, a predicted model, not a curated record
AAAUCCAAAUCCGCAAAUUAGUGACCACAGAAAUUUGAGAAAGCAAGCAAGAGAAAAAAAGGCGAAGAUAAAUAGUGAUGGUUUCUACCAGUUGAUUGCCGUCGUAAUACUCUUUUAUAGCGACAAGGAGAGAUAGCGAGUCAUCAAGCAAGCAAGAGAGAGACGAGUGUAUCCUUCUCCCUUUCUCACUCUCCGAGACCGACAAGCAGCACCUCAUCAAGCUCAUUUCCGAGCCUUCAGUCGAAGCAAUACCCACCCUUGCUUACCAUCGAGACGGCUCUGCACGAAGCCAUGUCAUAAUGCUUCGCCGUGGAGAUCUUGACUUGCUGCAGCUCCAGGCUGAGCUCUUGCGGUAGAAGACCUUAGGCUAGGGUUUCCCGAGCUCUUUGCUCGAGUUCGUGGUGGCCGAGCUGGCUGUGGCCGAGAUAUGGUCAGCGGUGCACGAGUUUAGUCGAAAGGCGGCUCCUUUUUGGUGUUGCGGCUCUGCGGGUGUGCGAAAAGGAGUCCCUUUGGGAGAUUCAGUGUUUAUUUAGUCACUGUUGGCUUUGCCUUCUUAAAUGCGUUGGGUAUAGUGGCUUCUGGAUGAUUUCAGCUUUUGUGUGGGGGAGUUUGUGGAGCUGCUUCUUCUUUGAAGCUUGGAUCAAGUGAGGUUUUGGAGGUUUCGUAGGGGAAAAAAAUGUAUAUUGUUAUUGGAUUUCAGCUUGGUUGCUUUGGUUGAGGUAACUGAUAUUGUUUAUUUGGUUCUCUGUUUGUUUUUACUUCCCCUUUUGAAAAUUGUCAGCCUUGAGCUGUUAAUCAGGUGAAGGAAAUUUGUGGUGGUUGAGGUGAAGGUAGAGCAUAUGGUUUGGUAUGAAAUGGAUAAACUACAGGAACUUGAGCCGCUUGAGUAUGCGUGUUUGACUCUUCUUUAAGAUCGGAUUCCUUGGUUUUGACUAUAGAAUUUCCUGAUAAAGGUUUGAGCCGAGCCAGUAUAUUGAAGCUUUGCGGCAUAAGAAAUUAGCAGUGCAGCUUUCCUGUUGAGGAAUCAGCUACUGGUAACGAUAUUGGCUUAAAUCUCAAGGCCUGCACCUAAAUGGAGCAUGAGAGUCAAUUCGACCUUCCUUCUUACUUUGGUUCUGCAAAUUAAAGAGUACAUAAUUUGUUCUAAGAGAGAAAAGGAUAGUGGAUUUCUUCUAGUAGAACCAGGUCCGUUGCAACCAUUCUGUGGCAAUUUGGAAAAUAGUUUUGUUGCCGAAAGUGAUUGUCUCACAAAUUUCAGUUUUGUGAUGCAAAAAGAUCAACUUUGAUAGCAGUUUUGUAGUUCUUGUUGCAUUGAGUUGCUUCUCAACUACAAGAGAUGAGGUUAUCAUCUUCAAAUCUUGUUGAUCAACCACUAGAAGAAGGAUCAAGAUGUCUGAAUUCAGAGUUAUGGCAUGCAUGUGCUGGACCUCUAGUAUCAUUACCAGCUGUGGGAAGUCGAGUGGUAUACUUCCCACAAGGCCACAGUGAACAGGUAGCUGCAUCAACCAACAAGGAAAUUGAUUCUCAUAUCCCCAACUAUCCUAACUUACCUCCUCAGUUGAUCUGUCAGUUGCAUAAUGUUACUAUGCAUGCAGAUGUGGAAACUGAUGAAGUUUAUGCUCAGAUGACACUGCAACCAUUGAGCUCGCAAGAGCAAAAAGAUCCAUAUCUCCCCACAGAAUUGGGUGCCCCCAACAAACAACCGACCAAUUAUUUCUGCAAGACAUUGACUGCAAGUGACACCAGUACACAUGGUGGAUUUUCUGUACCUCGUCGAGCAGCAGAGAAAGUAUUUCCUCCGCUGGAUUUUUCACUGCAACCUCCUGCUCAAGAAUUGGUUGCUAGGGAUCUUCAUGGAAAUGAAUGGAAAUUUCGUCACAUUUUUCGCGGUCAGCCAAAGAGACAUCUUCUUACCACAGGAUGGAGUGUAUUUGUGAGUGCAAAAAGACUUGUUGCUGGAGAUUCUGUUCUUUUUAUCUGGAAUGAUAACAAUCAGUUGCUUUUGGGUAUUCGGCGUGCUAAUCGACCUCAGACAAUUAUGCCUUCAUCUGUACUAUCUAGCGAUAGCAUGCACAUUGGCCUUCUUGCUGCAGCUGCUCAUGCUGCUGCUACAAAUAGCCGAUUCACCAUAUUCUAUAACCCAAGGGCAAGCCCUUCAGAAUUUGUUAUUCCAUUAGCUAAGUAUGUUAAAGCAGCCUAUCACACCCGUGUUUCUGUGGGCAUGCGUUUCCGGAUGCUGUUUGAAACUGAAGAGUCCAGUGUUCGACGAUACAUGGGCACAAUUACAGGUAUCAAUGAUCUUGACCCAGUCCGAUGGCCAAACUCACAUUGGCGGUCUGUUAAGGUUGGUUGGGAUGAAUCCACAGCUGGAGAAAAGCAGCCUAGAGUAUCACUUUGGGAGAUUGAACCUCUAACAACGUUUCCUAUGUAUCCAUCUUCAUUUCCUCUUCGGUUUAAGCGUCCAUGGCCCACUGGACUACCCUUCUUCCCUGGAGGAAGAGAUGAUGAUAUCAAUAUAAAUUCACCUCUGAUGUGGCUUAGAGGAGAUGUUGGAAGCCCUACAUUUCAGUCGCUGAAUUUCCAGGGUAUUGGUGUUUCACCUUGGAUUCAACCUAGAUUUGAUACUUCAUUUCUUGGUCUACAACCUGAGAUCUACCAGGCCUUGGCUACUGGUGCCCUUCAAGACAUGCAGACCAUGGAUCAUACAAAGCAGGUAUCUCCAGCCAUGAUUCAAUUCCAGCAACCUCAGAAUACAACUAGCAGACCCAAUUCCCUAUUACAACCAAGUCAGAUCCUACAGCAUCUGCAACCUCAAACUCAGCAAUCAUAUCUUCAAAGCAUUCAAGGAAAUCAACUGCAAACUCAGACUCAAUCUCAGCUUCUUCAGCAUCCUUUUCAACAGGGCAAUUCGUUUGCUGAGCAACAAGAGCAGCAACAAGUUCCACAGCAACAGCAUAAUCAGAAUCUGCAAUUGCAGGCACCACAGAGUCAACAAAUUCAGCAAUCAAAGGUUUUGUCUGGCUAUCACCACCUUCCUAAUUUAGCAGAAAAUCUUCCUAAGCAUAGCUCUAGUUCUCAAUCACCAUCAACCACACUGCCCAUGGUUUCCCCAUCUUCCAAGCUGAAAGAUUUCCCUGUUUCUAAUUGUAACUCUGUUUCUGCACCUGCUGCUUCUCCCUUGCAUAAUAUUCUACACCAAUUUACAAGAGAAGAAACAUCGCAGCUUAGUUUGCCAAGGUAUGCUCAAGUAGUUAAUUCCAGUCCAUGGUCAUCAAAGAGAGUUGCAGUUGAAUCUAUACUCCCUUUAGGAGCUCAAAGUGUGCUCUCACAGACAGAACAAUUAGGUGCGAUGCAACCUACUGCAUCCUUACAGUGUGUAACAUUACCACCAUUUCCAGGGAGAGAGUGCUCAAUGAAUGAAGUUGGUAACAUGGACAACCAAAACCCGCAGUUGCUUGGUGUCAGUGUCAACUCAUCGCUAUUGGAACCUAAUGGCAUUUCAAGCCUCAGCAAUGGUGAGAAUGAGACUGAUUCAAUGAGCAUGUCUUACUCUGCAUGCAAUUUAUUGAGUUCCUCUGGAAAUGAUUUCGCUUUCAAUCAAGCAAUGGGCACUUCAAAUGUCCUAGAUCAAUCUGGAUUUUUGAGGACUACUGAUAACAUGGAUCAAACAAAUACUCAGAGUGGAACAUUUGUUAAGGUUUCAAAAUCAGGGUCAUUUGGGAGGUCGUUGGAUAUUACCAGGUUUAGCAGCUACCAUGAGUUGCGAAGUGAGCUUGGGCAUCUGUUUGGCUUAGGUGGUCAAUUGGAGGACCCUUUGAGAUCAGGCUGGCAGCUUGUAUAUUUUGACAAGGAGAAUGAUAUUCUUCUUGUUGGCGAUGAUCCUUGGCAGGAGUUUGUUAACAAUGUGUCAUGCAUAAAGAUCCUUUCACCUGAAGAAGUGCAACAGAUGGGCAAACAAGGCGUAGAUCUGGUGAAUCCAGCUCGUGUAGAUCUGGUGAAUUCAGCUCCCAUGACUAGGCAUCAAAGCAACAACUGUGAUGGCUAUUUCAGUCGGCAGGAUGCAAGAAACAUCGGCACCAGGAUCACAACAGUGGGGGCCUUCAAAUACUGAAGAGGCAAUCCCCUGUCCCCCAUCUUUUGGAUGCCUCUCUGGUCACUAUUUUUGUUGCACUUUGGAGAAUGUAAUUGACUGUUGUCUACUUGAUUUGUGUAUGUAUAAUGACUGUAUCAAAUGGUAUGUGCUCAGAACCUUGAUACACAUGCCAAAACUCUACUUUCUUAAGACUCGUUUAAGUCAAUGUAGGCUAUCUCAUUAUUUUAUUUCUUGUCA